AUGUUCUUAUUAAUACACAUACUUUUCUCAUUCAUCAACACCCAUAUGACACUUCUAGGACCAUUCAUAAGAAUGGGUCAUCUCAAAAAGCCCACUCAGGAUUCCAAUUUCAGCUCUCGUGACAGCAGUCCCAUUCCAGAGGACUCGAUUCUAACAGCUAUACGAGCUGCUUUAAGCCGGUGGCACGAACACUGGGUUUUACUUACGAACCGGGUCUCGUCCGAGGAGUGGGCUUCAAUGGGCUUCUACAAAAACGGAUACAACUUUUGGCUGGUAUCACAAAUGCUGAUCACUAAAAAGGAUGCCGUGGACGUUGUUAUGCGAAUGGAAGUCAACUGUGAGGAUAAGCUAGAGAAGCUGAAGGUCUUGCUGCGCGAUGAUCAAGACGAAGCAUAG
This is a messenger RNA of Penicillium antarcticum, 396 nucleotides long. RefSeq lists its product as uncharacterized. NCBI's taxonomy places the organism in Eukaryota, Fungi, Ascomycota, Eurotiomycetes, Eurotiales, Aspergillaceae. The transcript has 2 exons. The record is from RefSeq and is a predicted model, not a curated record. Bases 1 to 396 code for a protein of 131 amino acids.